AUCAAAUCCAGUCUCACCAUCCAUGGAGAAUAUGCAACCGGAAAACCACUCCAAAAAUAAACGGAAAAUCGUGAUAUUUUCCGCAUUCCUAUCUUUACUAGUGGUGGCCACCGUAUCCAUCCCCUUCGCCAACCACCACACGAGCGACGCAGGCAGACUGUUGAGGUCUGCCUGCGCCGCUGUAUUGUACCCGGAGCUUUGCCUCUCUACCUCUUUCGUCACGCCAGCUGUGGUAAGGUCCACUUGCGCUGCCACUCUGUACCCAGAGCUCUGCCUCACCACCCUGGAUGCGGCGGCCCCUGGGGCCGCCGCAGCCAAAACCAGCAGGGACGUGCUCAUCACCUCCAUGAACUCCACCAUCUCCACGGCAGGGGGCAACCUCAUUACCGUGCAGAAGGCGGAGCGCAGGCUGAGGCAGUCGCUGACUGCGCGCCAGAAGGCCGCACUCUGCGACUGCCUCCAGAUGGCCGACGCCACUCUGGAGGUGCUCCGACUCGCUGAGGCGGAGCUCGUGGGAUUCGGCUCCGAGGGCUACUCCCUCGACGCCCACAAGGACAACCUCCUCACCUACCUCAGCGCUGCCCAGACCAACCAGGACACCUGUCUGGACGGCGCCGACGAGCAGGUCCGCGACCUGCUCGUCGCCGGCCACAAGCACGUGUUCCGCCUUGCCAGCAACGUGAUGGCGAUAAUCAAGAACCUGUCGGACGCUGCUGACGAGGCGGCACCGCGGCUCAAGUCUCGGGCCAGGGAGGAGUGGCCGGAGUGGCUGUCGGAAGGAGAUCGGCUGUUACUCCAGGCGACGGCGGUGAACGCUGACGUGACGGUUGCCGCGGAUGGGAGUGGGAACUACCGGACGGUGGCGGAGGCAGUGGCGGCAGCGCCGGCGGGUAGCAGUCAGAGGUAUGUGAUUGCGAUAAAGGCAGGUGUUUAUAGAGAGAAUGUGAAGAUUGAUAAAAAUAAGAAAAACUUGAUGUUCGUCGGAGAUGGCCGGCUCACCACCAUUAUCACCGCCAGCAAGAACUAUAUCGACGAUGGGAGUACCUACAAUUCCGCCACCGUAGCGGUGGAGGGCUGCGGGUUCCUUGCCCGGGACAUCACAUUCCAGAAUGCGGCCGGGCCAUACAAGGAACAAGCCGUCGCCCUCCGCGUGAGUGCGGAUUUUACCGCCUUCUAUGCCUGCAGCAUGCUCGCGUACCAGGACACCCUCUACGUCCACUCCCUCCGCCAGUUCUACACCCAGUGCGUCAUCGUUGGGACCGUCGACUUCAUCUUCGGGAACGCAGCCGUCGUCCUCCAAAACUGUGACAUCAAGCCCCGGGUCCCGAAGCCCGGCCAGCAAAACAUGGUCACGGCCCAGGGCCGCACCGACCCAAACCAGAACACGGGCAUCGUGAUCCAGAAGAGCACCAUCACCGCCAACAACGACCUCGAGCCCGUGCAGGACAGCUACCCGACCUACCUCGGGCGGCCGUGGCAGCAGUACUCGAGGACCGUUGUUAUGCAGAACCAGAUUAGUGAUGUCAUCGUUCCGGCCGGGUGGCACCCUUGGAACGACAGCGACUUCGCGCUCAACACUCUGUUUUAUGCAGAGUAUAAGAACACGGGGAAAGGGGCGGCGACCGGUGGCCGGGUGAAGUGGAAAGGGUUCCAUGUGCUGACGAGAGACGAUGAGGCGCAGCCGUUUACGGCGGGAGAAUUUAUCAACGACGGGGACUGGCUGCAGGGGACGGGCUUCCCCGUCUCUCUUGGACUUUGAUUGUCUCAUGUUUGUGUGUAUUCAUGAAUAAUCCAUGUGUGUUAUGUUGUGUCCCUUGUCUUGUUUGUUGUUUCAUGUUUGGAUUUUAAUAAAAAAGCUUUUAUUGUGUUAAAA
Salvia splendens (bonfire salvia) is the source of this 1873-nucleotide messenger RNA. Its product is annotated as pectinesterase. Gene Ontology annotation, molecular function: enzyme inhibitor activity; pectinesterase activity. NCBI's taxonomy places the organism in Eukaryota, Viridiplantae, Streptophyta, Magnoliopsida, Lamiales, Lamiaceae. The transcript has 2 exons. The record is from RefSeq and is a predicted model, not a curated record. Gene Ontology annotation, biological process: cell wall modification. The coding region runs from base 23 to 1759 and encodes 578 amino acids.